UUCGCCCCCUUCUCAACACUUCCAUCUGAGUUGCGCUGCAAAGUCUGGGCUUCUGCUUGUUUCCCACGGGUCCUAUCCCUCACAUACAACUCUAAUACAUCAACCUUCCAAACUACAACUCCAACACCAGCUCUCCUUGCAGUAUCCCAUGAAGCUCGAGAAGAAGCACUACGAGUUUACGCACUUAAUUUCGGCACCUCUACCUCCCCGGCGAAUAUCCACUUCAACCCAUACUUCGACACCUUAUACCUACCACGAUAUGGAGAGAUGGGUUACGACGAAACAUUACGAGACUUCAGAAGUAUCGUAUCUGAUCCCAACCAACAGUUGGACCAAGUACGAAGCAUAGCACUAGAUGUCGUGGCACUGGAAGUCAAAAGGCCAUGGGAAGGAUACAACAAAGCCACCUUACUACGAAGCUUCAAGAACCUCCAAGAAGUUAUCCUCGUCCUCGGCUCCAACGCCAGUGAAGAAGACAACACCGAAACCCCCCAGAAACAAGUCAUCCAGUUCGCAGAACCGAAAGACGACCCAGAGAGGCUACUCAAGAUCUGGUACUACUUCCGGCAAUCCUUUAUCGCAGAAGAAAAGAUACUGGAGGAAGUAUGCCAAGCAAGCGGGAAGCCUUACACACCCUUCAGCUUACCAACCGUGAAGAUCAGAUCCAAGAUC
Mollisia scopiformis is the source of this 672-nucleotide messenger RNA. RefSeq lists its product as uncharacterized. NCBI's taxonomy places the organism in Eukaryota, Fungi, Ascomycota, Leotiomycetes, Helotiales, Mollisiaceae. The record is from RefSeq and is a predicted model, not a curated record. The annotation marks the transcript as partial. The transcript has a single exon.